Molecule: messenger RNA, 2028 nt
Organism: Closterium sp. Naga37s-1
Lineage: Eukaryota; Viridiplantae; Streptophyta; Zygnematophyceae; Desmidiales; Closteriaceae
Source: the annotation of a GenBank genome assembly
AUGGUUAGCCAACCACCUUCAACAGAUCUCUCCUCGCCCAUCUCACAUACUGCUCACCUCGCCAAGUCACUUUCGGCGGGCCCGCCCUCUCACGUUCGGGGUUCCGCCAUUUAUCCUCCGGGGAGUCGCCAGUUUCACUAUCGCCGCGCCCAUCUCCUUUCUCACGGCGAAUGUUUGCCCUCAGUUUCUCCCCGGAUCACCCUUCCCAGACCGUCCACUCAGUUCCCCCCCCCCCUGCUUCCCCUCAUCCCCCCCCCCUGGUUCCCCUCAUUUUCCCCUCAUUUCCCCCCUGAUUCCCCUUGUUUUCCCCUCAUUUCCCCCUUGCUUCCCCUCACUUCCCCCCACCUUCCCCUCGUUUCCCCCCCUGCUUCCGCUCAUUUCUCCCCCUACUUCCAAUCGUUUCUGCUCUGCUUCCCCUCAAUUUCCCCCUCCUUCCCCUCGUUCCCAUCCCUGCUUCCCCUCAUUUCCCCCCUGCUUCCCCUCAUUUCCCCCCUGCUUCCCCUCUUUUCUCCUCCUGCGUCCCCUCAUCCUCCCCCCCCCCCCCCCCUCUCCUUCCCCUCAUUUCCUCCCGUGCUCCCUAUUUCUCCCUCUGCUGCCCCUCAUUCCCCCCCCUGCUUCCCUUCAUUUCUCCGCCUCCUUCCCCUCAUUUCUCCACCUGCUUCCCUGCCUUUCCCCCCCUGCUUCUGCUCAUUUCCUCCCCUCCUUCCCCUUAUUUCCGCCCCUGCUUCCGCUCAUUUCCUCCCCAGCAACCCCUCGCUUCCCGCCCUACUUACCCUCAUAUCCCACACCCCCCUUUCCCCUCAUUUCUCCUCCUCCUUCCCCUUUCUUCAUCCCCUGCUUCCCCUCAUUUCCCCCCCUCCUUCCCCUCGUUUCCUGCCCUGCUUCCCCUCAUUUCCGCCCCCUGGUUCCCCUCAUUUCCCCCGUGCUCCCUAUAUCUCCCUCUGCUUCCUCUCGUUUUCCCCCUUUCUUCCCCUCAUUUGCCCCCUUGCUUCCCCUCGUUUCCCCUUCCCCUCAUUUCCCCCCUCCUCCUCAUUUUCCAUCAGUUUCCACUUCACCUGUCCUGGAUUUUACCAACUUUUCUCUCCCAGCGCUGCAUCUCCUCCCUUGUCUCUCUCCCCUCUUCCCUGUCUCCUCUCCCUCUCCCCUCUCUUCCUAUCUGCUCCUUUGUCUCUCUCCCCUCUUCCUGUCUCCACUCCCUCUCCCCUCUCUUCCUAUCUGCUCCUUUGUCUCUCUCCCCUCUUCCUGUCUCCUCUCCCUCUCCCCUCUCUUCCUAUCUGCUCCUUUGUCUCUCUCCCCUCUUCCCUGUCUCCUCUCCCUCUCCCCUCUCUUCCUAUCUGCUCCUUUGUCUCUCUCCCCUCUUCCUGUCUCCUCUCCCUCUCCCCUCUCUUCCUAUCUUCUCCUUUGUCUCUCUCCCCUCUUCCUGUCUCCUCUCCCUCUCCCUUCUCUUCCUAUCUGCUCCUUUGUCUCUCUCCCCUCUUCCUGUCUCCUCUCCCUCUCCCUUCUCUUCCUAUCUGCUCCUUUGUCUCUCUCCCCUCUUCCUGUCUCCUCUCCCUCUCCCCUCUCUUCCUAUCUGCUCCUUUGUCUCUCUCCCCUCUUCCCUGUCUCCUCUCCUUCUCCCCUCUCUUCCUAUCUGCUCCUUUGUCUCUCUCCCCUCUUCCCUGUCUCCUCUCCCUCUCCCCUCUCUUCCUAUCUCAUCCCCCUUCCCUCUCCCCUCUCUUCGAAUGGAUGCCAAGGCAGUCUCUUCCCUCUCUCCCCACUCUCUCUCCCGCUAUUUCCUAUCCCCUCCCUUCCCUCUCCCCCCUCUUUCCUAUCUUCCCCUUCCCUAUAUGCUUCCUUCCCAUUUCCCCUCCCCCUCCCAACUUCGUCACACUCUCUCCCUCUGGUUAUUUGAGUGACUGCGCAGACAUGAUUGUUGAAAGGAAAACGUGGGGCGGCAGUCUGGGCUUCCAGUGGCGGUGGGGGGCGGCUGUAACACGUGUGGUGGUGGGGGGCGGCUGUAACACGUGUGGCAGUGGGGGGUGGCUGUAA